UCUUCCGUGUGGCCCUAGUGCUGCUGCGACACACGCUGGGCUCAGUGGAGAAGGUGCGCUCCUGCCAAGGCAUGUAUGAAACCAUGGAGCAGCUGCGCAACUUACCCCAACAGUGCAUGCAGGAGGACUUCCUGGUGCAUGAGGUGACCAAUCUCCCUGUGACAGAAGCACUGAUUGAGCGGGAGAAUGCAGCCCAGCUCAAAAAGUGGCGUGAAACCCGGGGGGAGCUGCAGUAUCGGCCCUCACGACGACUGCAUGGCUCGCGGGCCAUCCACGAGGAGCGCCGGCGGCAGCAGCCCCCCUUGGGCCCCUCGUCCAGCCUCCUCAGCCUUUCUGGCCUCAAGAGCAGAGGCUCCCGGGCAGCUGGAGGGGCCCCCUCCCCGCCCCCUCCUGCCCGCAGAGCCAGUGCUGGGCCUGCCCCAGGGCCUGUGGUUACUGCUGAGGGACUGCAUCCAUCCCUUCCCUCACCGACUGGUAGCAGCACCCCCUUGGCUCCCAGCAAGGAGACCCGGAGGCAGGAGAAGGAGCGACAGAAACAGGAAAAGGAACGGGAGAAGGAGCGGCAGAAACAGGAGAAAGAGCGGGAGAAGCAGGAGAAGGAGCGGCAGAAGUGGGAAAAAGAGCAGGAGAGAGAACAGCAGAAACAGGAGAAGGAGCGGCAGAAGCAGGAGAAGGAGCAGCAGAAGCAGAAGGAGCAGCAGAAGCAGGAGAAGGAGCGGCAGAAGCAGGAGAAGAAGGGCCAAGGCCGGAAGCUCUCGUUGCGUCGAAAGGCGGAUGGACCCCCAGCACCCCAGGAUGGUGGGGACAGGCCCUCAGCAGCUGAGGCCCGGCAGGACGCUUACUUCUGACCUCUGCCCUGGGGCUGGACCGCAUUGCCCCCCUUUUUCCCUCAACCAAGAGCAGACCUGGCUUAGGGUGCUGCCCCCAGUCCCCUAGCAGAUGGUCCCUCUUUCUGAGGAAAGUGGCUUGAUUCCCCGUCUCCUCGCCAGCUGCUGCUCCCUUCAUAGCCAGGACAGCCACAGUGUAUGGGGCAGCUGUAUUCCCCGGGGCAGCCAUGAAUACAUUUGGGCCCUCUCACCUCCAGUCAGGCCCAGCUGGGGUCUCUGUCACUCCUGCCCCAAUUCCCUCUGGGAUCUCCUCCCAGGUGCUGUCCCGAUUGGCCUCUUGUCACCACAGGGUGGCUCUUGGCAAUGGGAAUCGCAGUUUUCAGAUUCUUACACUCCCUUUCCUUCCCCAUGAGGUGGAGGUGAGUUCCUUUUCCCUUCCUCAGCCCUGCCUGUGUCCCUCAUUUCCAGGCUGGGGGCCACAGCUCUCCUUGCUCUACUUCUGGACAUCUCUGUGUAGUAAUUAUGUACAAGGACUGGGUUGGCCCCGGGGUGGGGUGCUUGCUCUGUCUUCUGUCCUUUGGUUCUCCUUCCGUAAUGCUCCUGCACUUGGGUUUAUUUAAGGGGACAUGCACUGGAAUGGGAACUGUCCCCCACUUCCUCUCCCACCACCCUGCUGCUCUCCCUCUACCUUCCCCCCUUGCUCUUUCUUCUCAGGCCUCCCCUGCCUUGUCUCACCAGGACCCCACUUUUCACCUUGUUUGCUUCCAACCCUCAGCCCCUAUCUGAGUAAGGGUUUUCUUUUGAGCUCCAGGGGGUGGAACCCAAUGUUUACAUUCUCUUCUGUCUCUGUCCCCACCCCAUGUGGCGCUUUGAGGAACCGGAAAAGAACCUGCUGUUGUACCUGU
This is a messenger RNA of Galeopterus variegatus (Sunda flying lemur), 1732 nucleotides long. RefSeq names its product TBC1 domain family member 10B-like. The coding region runs from base 72 to 848 and encodes 258 amino acids. NCBI's taxonomy places the organism in Eukaryota, Metazoa, Chordata, Mammalia, Dermoptera, Cynocephalidae. The record is from RefSeq and is a predicted model, not a curated record. The transcript has 2 exons.